AUGCCUGGCUCCUCUGCUAGCUUCUCUCUGUCCGGGAGGACCUCUCACUACUCUUCUUCUACUCUUUCCCCUCGCCCUUCUGUUCCUCCUCCUCCUCCUCCUCCUCCUAAGUCUAAAGCUAAAUCUAAGUCUAAGUCUCGCUCUGCUCCUAAACGCCCUAAACCUUACUCUGCUCCUGCUGUUCCUCGCUUGGUUCUUGUCUCUUGGCUCCGCUCUGUUCACCCUGGCAGGAUCCUCUCUCGUCCUCCUCCUUCUGCUUACUCUACUCCUCCUCAGCGCACCUCUGCCCCUCCUCCUCGCUCUGCUUCUCCUAAGCGCUCCUCUGCUCUUUCUGCUCGCUCUGUUGCUCCUCCUUCUGCUUCCUCUGCCCCUCCUCCUGCCGGGUAUCUUCAGCUCACCUUUCUUACAGAUUCUUGGUUCGCUACUCUAUGCGUUCGGAAAUUUCCCCUUCGCACUCUUCCCUCAAAGCCUGCUCCUCCUGCUGAGCCUCCUCAGCUCACCAAUGCUAACCCUGUACCUGUCGUCCUGCAGUCGGAGUCUGCCCCCACCAUCCCUGGACCUUUCUCGGACAAGGUGGUGUCAAAGAAGGCCCAGAAACAUAAGCGUAAAAGGUCAUGUGAGCCGGGCACAAGACCUCAGCCCAAAAAACACAAGUCUUCCUCCUCCCACUGUUAA
This is a messenger RNA of Knipowitschia caucasica, 675 nucleotides long. The record is from the annotation of a GenBank genome assembly. NCBI's taxonomy places the organism in Eukaryota, Metazoa, Chordata, Actinopteri, Gobiiformes, Gobiidae.